Messenger RNA from Chaetomium fimeti, 2226 nucleotides. Its product is annotated as major facilitator superfamily domain-containing protein. The coding region runs from base 1 to 2226 and encodes 741 amino acids. The record is from RefSeq and is a predicted model, not a curated record. Gene Ontology annotation, biological process: transmembrane transport. Lineage: Eukaryota; Fungi; Ascomycota; Sordariomycetes; Sordariales; Chaetomiaceae. Gene Ontology annotation, molecular function: transmembrane transporter activity. Gene Ontology annotation, cellular component: plasma membrane. The transcript is spliced from 3 exons.
AUGGCGCAGGACGCACAAACCUCUCCGCCCCGGCGGCCAUGGGGUUCUCUUUUCUCCCGGAAGUCCGCUGGAGAGCAGGGCUCUGGCGAGAAAGCCAGCUCGCCUAAUAAGUGGACACUGGGAAUCCUAGAGGACAAGGAGACGAUUGAAGUCCCAGGCUCCGUGCUAUUGCUAGCCUCUGACCAUAAUGAACCUCUUGGGCUACGUAAUGCUCCGGCAAGGACAUCUCACUCGUCCAUUCCCAGUGGCGUGAUCAACCAGCUGCCAGAGGAGCCGCAGGAAGCCCCGAAGAAGAAGACUCCGGAUGGCAAGAUCAUUCUAGAUCCUCAACCCGAGGAUUCCGUCAACGACCCACUCAAUUGGCCGGCGUGGCGGCGUGAUAUCGCCCUACUAUCGUUGGGUCUCUUCUGCAUGGUGGGCGGCGGCACUACCCCCUUGCUUGCGGCAGGCUUCACAGACGUUGCCGAGGAGUACGGUGUCAACGUACACGACGUUUCGCUUACCACUGGCCUCUACAUGCUGGGCAUGGGCCUUGGAUCCAUCAUUUUCUCCCCCACUGCCAUUUUAUACGGCAAGAGGCCGGUUUACCUCUUCGGCGCUGUUCUCUACAUGGCCACCUCGAUUUGGUGCGCUGCCUCGCCCAACUUCACCUCGCUCGUCGUAGCCCGCAUUUUCCAGGGCAUCGCGGUCAGCCCGGUCGAAUGCCUGCCGUCGGCUACCAUCGCUGAGAUCUUCUUCCUCCACGAGCGCGCUUUCCGGAUCGGAAUCUACACCCUCUUGUUGCUUGGCGGCAAGAACCUUGUUCCCCUGGUCAGCGCCGGCAUCAUCCAGAGCAUGGGAUGGCGUUGGGUGUUUUGGAUCGUCGCUAUUGUAGUUGCCUUCUGCGGCCUCCUCCUGUUCUUCUUCGUCCCAGAGACCUUCUGGGACCGUGCCCCCCAACCCCGCAAGCUCAAGAAGUCAAAGUCGAGGCCGAGUAUCUUCCGACGCCUCUCGUCCAGGCCGGAUAUCCUGCAUGCGACACCAGUCCCAACCGCGCGACCAUCAUUCGAGCGUCCCGAGCAUGGUCCGACAACGCCGCUCACGCCGGGCACGCGCGCCAAAGGCCAGCACGUUGCGUUUGCUCCGGAGGAGAAGGUGAAGUUUGCCGACACGUCGAGUGAAUCCUCCGCGAGCGGGUCUGGAGCAGAGCAAGCCGCCGACAACGCACCGGGGACUGACAAGCCGAAGACGACUGGUGAGGACACCGCAAACGCCGAGGAUCCAGGGUAUUUCCCAGUAAUCGCCGUGCGGCCGCCUUCCCCGGCCAAGCUGCAGGUGCCCGAGACACCCAAGACACCCAGGACGCCCGAGACACCCGCCAUGCAUCUCAGCGCUAACCAUGGCGUACACAACGACGCCGACACCGAAUCGCAAUCCAUCCACAGCUACCAAACAACGGGCCAGUUGGCCUACACCGCCGCCCUGCGCGACCAGCCUGCUCGUUCAUUUGCUCAGUCGCUGAAGCCGUACAACGGGCGUUUGAACAAAGACAAAUGGCACAAGGCUGCCAUCAGGCCGCUGAUCCUUUUCAGCUACCCUGCCGUUCUCUGGUCCUCGGUCGUCUAUGCUUGCUCAGUUGGCUGGCUCAUUGUCAUCUCGGAAUCCGUGGCGGUCAUCUACCGCGAGGGGGUUUACGAGUUCAACGCGCUCCAGACGGGCCUCGUUUACAUUAGCCCCUUCGUUGGUGGCAUCCUCGGCUCCGCGGUGGCGGGCAGGGUUUCGGAUGUUAUCGUCAAGGCUAUGGCGCGACGGAACGGCGGCCUGUACGAGCCCGAGUACAGGUUGGUCAUGGCCAUCCCCAUCGCCAUCACCACCGUCAUUGGCCUCAUGGGUUUUGGCUGGUCCGCGCAGAUCCACAACCACUGGAUGGUGCCCACGGCUUUCUUCGGAAUCAUCUCGUUUGGCUGCACCAUGGGCUCGACGACAAGCAUCACGUUCUGCGUCGACAGCUACCGGCAGUACGCAGGCGAAGCCCUGGUCACACUCAACUUCAGCAAGAACGUGCUGCACGGGCUGGUUUUCAGCCUGUUCGUCACUGGGUGGCUUUCCGAUGACGGUCCCAAGGCCGUGUACAUCUGGAUCGGCAUCAUCCAGCUAAUUUUGUUACUCUUCACCAUCCCCAUGUACAUCUACGGCAAGCGGAUGCGCAUGUGGACGGUGCGCAAGAACUUCAUGGAGCGUUUCUAA